Molecule: messenger RNA, 4185 nt
Organism: Hylaeus volcanicus
Lineage: Eukaryota; Metazoa; Arthropoda; Insecta; Hymenoptera; Colletidae
Exons: 7
Coding region: 1226-3028 (600 amino acids)
Source: RefSeq, a predicted model, not a curated record
AGUUGUUUCGAGAUGGUCACGCUCAAUUGUAUUAGGUGAACCGGAAAAUAAUGUCGUUUUUUGCAAUUUUAAAUACUUGUUUAUCGUUCAUCAGCUCAUUGAUUUUUAUCGAUCUGGCAUUGGCAAUUUGCAUACUAGAUGGCAAAAGGCGUUAAAUAAAUUCACGGAACAACUACUAGUAACUUUUUAGAGUAAGAAAUAGUACGUACGUGUUUCCAUACAACGAAUACUGUAUUUAGAAACUGUGUAUAUAAGGGUGUUUAGUACAGGGUGUUCAUCGAACACAGGGUGUUUAGUGAACAUUCGGAGAUAAUUCUACAGACGAGUAGAAUUAAUUAAACUAAAUUAAACAAGAACGACGAAGGUGUAUUCGAGGCUUUUCUAUUAGGUCGACGUAAAAAUAAGUUUGUUUUUUGUAUGGUUCGAUAAGUUUCUUUGCAAAGGCAUUUUUAGUGCGCGUCCUUAAAGUACUGUCCUUAAAGUACUGCGUUAACAGAAAACAAUGUUCUACUUUGCAGAGCAUUUUAUAAAUAAAAGCAUACUUCAAAGAGGUCUCUCUUUCGUAAACUUACUACCGUUUGAAAAUUCUUCUAAACGUCCCAUUCGUUCCCAACAGAGUUUCCAUAAAUUGGAGUCAGCAAUCGAUACGAAUUACGAAAUGAUCCGAAGUGCUCUCGGAAGUAAAACGCGCAUGCCAAACAAUCCCACUUGACAACGAAACGUUAGCGCGAUCAGCGGUGACAGUCGCUGAAAGAGGGUGGCAGGUUAUCGAAUUCCGCCCUUUUAUCGUUUUCAACGUCGCGGCUCCAUCGGAUGGAGCAAAGGGAGAAUCGAGCUUUUCUGUUUCAAAAAGUAAGUAGCGCGCUUCUCGCCUCGAAUUACGCGCUGCCCCGGGCCGUCGAAUGAAUUUUAUUCAUAAAAGCUUGAUCUUUGUUUGCUUUUUCUCAUUAAAAAUGAGAAGUUACGUUGCCUUUAUUGUUGAUUACAAAUUUCUUUCUAAAAGUUUAUUCCGCGAGGGAUCGAGUAGAGUGACAAACUUCCUUUUGACAGUUUUCACAGUUUUGACAGUGAUAGUUUUUUUCCUUUUAUGUUAAGUUUUUAUUAAAUGCGAGUACUUCCUUAAUUUUUCCCCGCAGCAAGGCGCGGAAACGCUAGCUUUUCCAGGUGAAUAGCCUACCAGGUGAAAGGCUGAGCUUGAAUAAAGCACGAGGUGAAUCAAAGGAGAAUGUCCGACGCGCAGAGAUGCUCCAAGCCACGCAGGAUUGGCGGGAAAAGCCGUAAGAGGGGCGCGGCGACCACCAGACAGCGUGCAAACUUCUUCAGAACACGGUAUUACUUCACCAAAGGCCAUGAACACUUGGGCGAACCGCGAAAUGUCAACGAGGAGCAAUCGCCGUUCCUUUACCCUCCCUGCUCCCUCAUGUUCUCUUAUUUUCAAUACUGGAAAGCGAAGAAACGCACGUCGGACUUGGAACAGAGGAAGGGCGUUGCCAGAACAGCACGGAAAAACGAUAUCUUGCGGACGCUUCGCGUGGACGUGGAGAUCGAGAGGUUGGAGGCGAAGAAACACAAAGACCCAGACGAAGCGAUAGCCAUUACCGACGUGGAUCCAGAAUUCUUCCAAGGACUCUCUGGGAGGGUGGUAAAGGAAAGAUUUUCUGUACACACGUACGUGAACGACAACCGCGAGAUUCUGAAGACUAGGUUGCUAGCUGGCCAGGCAUUGGACGACUGUAUUCGUAUAGAGCAGCAAUUCGUGGAGGAGCAGAAGAGACUGGAUAAGUGCAAGCGUCGUUAUCGUCUCUACGUGAGUGGUUUCGAGGAGUUCCUGUCGAAGGAUCACGAGGAGAGCAUGAAGAUCCUGGUUCAGGCGGAGGAGGAGAUGAGGCUGACCAAAGAGGUGAGCGACAAGAGGAACCAGCUUUCGAAGGAAUACGGUCAGGUCAGGCUAGAAGUGUACUUCUGGGAGGAAAAUUGGAGGACGGUGAAGAUGUGCCAGAGGUUCCUGUACCAGGUGUCGCCAAUCUCCUGGCGCGUGGAACACGACUGGAUUCAUCGGUCCGAGUCGGGCGAGAACAUCGUCUCCGACAGCGCGGACGAUUUAUUCGGUCGAUACAGAAUGGUGGACGAAGUCGCGUCGCUCGACACUUUGAUAGAUUUGUUCGAGCGGGAUAUAUUAGACGCGGGGGCAACCGAAAUGUACUUCGAGGAUCCGUUCGACCUGAUUCGAGUGUUCAGAACGAUAGAAACCCAGAACCUGAACGCGCUGAUCCAUCUGGAGUCGUUGGCGGAGCCUAUGACGGAGAUGCUGGCGACGAUCGAGACCGCCGAAGAGCAGAUCCAGUCGGAAGUCGACGAACUCGUCAGCGAAAUCGACGAGCUUCGAAGUUCCAUCCGGAAGCUGGAAGCCAGAGCGGUGGAGUUGGAGAAGUACGCGAACGUGCUCUUGGCGGGCAUGUUUCGUGACUCCGUGUGCUCCGACGAAGUGCUGCGUUUUCAAGUGUUCAUCGAGGACGCUUACGAGACCUGCAUCGCGCCGAACGACGCCAAUCUGGACAGUUUCUCGAUGAUGAAAUGGAUCGAGAAGACCCACGAGGAGCUCAACUUGGAACUGGACACGCUGCCGCCGGAUGUGGUGCAGGUUUGCGAGAGGGAAGGCUUCCGGCAGGAGUUGAAAGCGAUGCAGGAAACGGAGGAAGCGGCCAAGAAGUUCGAGCUGAUGCUUCGGUUACUGGCUUCCUUGAAGCGUGUCAUGGAGCCACCGACGAUAAAGAUGCGGCCUCUAAUGUGGCGUUCCGAGCCAUCGAGUCAAAGGGCCAAACGGAUACCUCCGCCGCCAGAACCCACCGACGAGGAGUGGCAGUAUUUGAACUUCUUCUCCAACUAUUGCAAACAAGAAGACUUCGCCACCUAUCGUUCCCAAUUCCCGGACGAUUUCGACCUAACUUUCCAUACCAGACGUCGCAAGAGCAUCGCUGAAAACAGUCGAACCUCUGUCGCCGAAGACAAGAGAACUUCUGACGAAUGAUCGACAAGAUCGACGUCUUUAAAACGUCUUUAAUUCGAGGAAUUCGCUAUUGGCUAACGAUAUCUUCGCAUGGUAGACAAAAUCGGUAAAAUAUCAUCGUUUAUUGUAACACGUUCACCGGCGAUAAUCGUGAAAAUUCCUACGAAGCUAAUUAAAGGGCCAGACAGAAGCAACCAGUCGAAGCGAAGCUCGGCGAUUUCUUUCUUCGCUCUCUCAAUUACUCAUUCGACGCGUUUCCACGACUACGAUAUCAAUCUCGCAGACGAGAUCGUGAAUAAUGUACGACGUUUUCGGUCUGGUUGAAUCUUCGGCGUCCAAUUACGUAAUUGAAUUAAUCAACUCCGUGGAUGUCGACGCACGGAGACGAACGCAUAGUUACCGAUUCCGUCUACUGCGUUCGCUGUGCUUAAAUUAUGUCAAACAUUUGCAUAGCGCUACGUGCUUAUUCUAAUAUAAUAUUUUUAUUAUUAUCAUUAUUUCACUGUAUUAUUUUACUAUUUUAAUAAUAUUAUUACGUUUCUGUAUUACUGUAUACGUAAUUGUAUUCAAACUUGUAUUCAUUACCGCCACGCAUUUGGAAUGAAUCUCGUUAGUUUCUCGAUGAAAGACUCCUGUGACCCAUUUCUGGACGACCGACGCGUUCAAGAAAAUUUAAUAGAAAGAAGCGACGUAUCGGCCGUGCGUCAACGGAAAAUUUUCUUUUGCUCCAGUAUUCUCGACGCUCAAUUUCUUUUUAGGCGCGCGGGAGUAAAAAGGAGUGAAAGUUCUAUUCGCGAGGCCAGCAUAAUGGCUCGGCUAACUACACGCGUAAAAUUCUUUCUUGAUGGAGGUUAAUUUAUGGACACAGUGUUCGACUGAAAGGAGCGUAACUGAUCGCGAACUUUCUCACGAGGGAGGCACGGAAAAACAGGUUAAUCUCGCUGUUAACGACAAGAACAAUUAACGCCUGUUCGCGGCAGCUGGUCUGUUUGGCUACGUACUUUCCUAUCUUACUUUCGGUUGACUGACUAGUCACCAAAUUUUGUUGGCGAUGAUAGGCUCCUACAGUAUCAAAAGGUUUGCCAAAACGCACAGACCAUGGAUUAUACGUAAUUUUGUUUCAGUUGCACUCAUUUCUAACCCAAUCAAACCAACUAGGCUUAGAGACAAUUGAAUGC